AUGUCCACACACAAUUCUCUCAUCUCAGAACUUGACUCACUCAUCAUAAAACUACGGGACUUUUCGUUAAGCUUUAGUGCACUACGUUGCACGGUUCGCAAUGAGGCCCCUCAAACGAAGCCACAAACGCGUUCCCAGCAACCCAAGGAUCCGGCCGCUGAGCUACUGGUGACAGUCUUGGGUGGCAUGGAUGGUCUGAGUGACCAGUUACAGACAAUUGCAUUGCAGGCUGAAGAUGCCCACGCCCAAGCCCAGAAUCUCAUGCUUCCUAGCAACGAACAAGUCAUGGACAAUGCGACGAAUUCCCUACAGAUGGACACCCGAUCCGAGACGUCAUGCGAGCGGCAGAUCGAUACACAACUCGGAAUCUCUGAGCAAGAGGCUACGUCAGAUUCCCAGUCGAGCGAGACCUCAUCGUCACAACCUACACAGACAUUUGAUGAUCCACAGCCCGUCGAGUCAGAGGAUGUGACCAUGACUGGGAGCGGUUUAGCCGCAGCCGAUAGUCCGCCUGACUCACCCAAGGAGGGAGGCGACGACAUCAACGUCCGUCGCGCAGUCACUCCGAGCCCAGCCAACCGAAGCGCAAGAGCCGACCUGAAUACAAGCCGGGAGGGUAGAUCAUUCGCAAGGAGCCACUCGGUUGUGACGGAAUCAUCGGCUGCCUCCAUGGCCGUAGACACGUCACCAGCCGGUUCUGUUGCGACUCAUAUCACAUGGCCAGAGAGCUCUGGUCGGUCUGCUGACGAGGAUGAGGCCAUGUUGGACGUCGAUGACACAAGAGAUAGCAUGCAGAAACGGCAGCCCGACCUUGGAGGCCUCAAGAGAAUCGUUGACUCUGGCUCGGGACAGGACCUCGCGACUGGCGACAAACCCAGCUCCCCUGACGCGCCGAGUCUCGUCACUGAUGACAGAACUGGUCAGCCAACUCAGAGUCCUGGGGUCAGUGAAAGGGCCAGUUCUUCUGAGCCACAAAGUCCUGCGGCACACACCGAAGCUGAGUUGCACGGCGACCGGUUAGCCAGCCCCCCAGUGAACGGCGACAUCAGACGCAAUGAAGAUUCUCGUGCCGAUGAUUUCACUCAAGAGAUGGAUUCAGCCAUGGAUAUGCUGGCCGCGGCCGGAGAGCAGGGUCAUUCGCCAGGGAGCGGAGAUGAGCAACGGAUCGGCGACCAACAAACAGAGUCCAGCUCCACUGGUGCUUGUGAGCAAGAUACUACCAUGUCGGGCGUUGAGACUACAGAUGAUGACCAAUCACGAGACUGUCCGGCUGGAGGCCUUAACGCAACACCAGCUGAGACGAAUAUCAUCCAACCGCCACAGGGUCCUGCAGCCAACGAGACAACCAGCAUGGCAGAUUCUGUGGUCGAUAUUGAGGCCAAUUCUGCCCCUCGGACGCUGCAGGGCCAUCCAACCAACGACGAGGCUGAUUCUCCUGGAUCCCGCCAAUCACCAGCAGCAGAGGACACUGACAUCCAAGGAAAUGCCGACCAACAGGAUACUGGACCUCAAAGCAGAUUACCAACUCUAUCACUCGCCGAUAAGGCAAGACUUAUUUCCAAGAUUCAGGAAUUAGAAGCCCAAGGUUGUGCACAACACAUCUCGGUUCCCCAUGUUAAUGUUGAAUUGGAAGAUGUGAAAAAAAGCAUCGACACAGGAGACUGGAGAUGUACAACCAUGGAAUACAAAGCGGGCCGAGAAGGCGAGAGAUACGUGUCGAUCUAUGCAGUUCAAGCGGCCCACAACUGA
This is a messenger RNA of Fusarium mangiferae, 1749 nucleotides long. RefSeq lists its product as uncharacterized. NCBI's taxonomy places the organism in Eukaryota, Fungi, Ascomycota, Sordariomycetes, Hypocreales, Nectriaceae. Bases 1 to 1749 code for a protein of 582 amino acids. The transcript has 2 exons. The record is from RefSeq and is a predicted model, not a curated record.